This is a messenger RNA of Mesorhabditis spiculigera, 579 nucleotides long. The record is from the annotation of a GenBank genome assembly. Lineage: Eukaryota; Metazoa; Nematoda; Chromadorea; Rhabditida; Rhabditidae.
AUGGGUGGAUCCAUGCGCUUGCGCAAGGAUCGGGCCCUGAAGAAGGAUGCGCUCGAGGCCGGCUUCGAAGGCUCAUCGGCCCAACGGAUGUCCCGCGUCUUCCCGAAACCAUCUACCGGAAGCGGCACCUCGGAAUUCGACCCGAGGGACUUCUUGGAGACGUCCGGAAUUUCGAGUUCGAUGAUCGAAUACAGCACACCGCCGGCCGGCCGAGGCGCCAUACACCGUGACUACUCGAUGACUGUCGCAGAGCGUAGACCGAAGUUCCGCCAGUCUCUCUCCGGCCACGACCUGCAAGCCAUGGGUCCUACUCACCAAUAUUCGACUACUUACUCGAAGCCACGCACCAUAGAAGAGCUGCGUGGCUCCUACAAGAGCCAGCCCGAGAUGCAGCUCGACUUUGGAACACCGACGAAGGAGGGAAACAUCACACCGACACAGUUCAGCCAGCGCCGCAGUGUCGCCAACAUCAACAACCACAGGCAGAUCACCACACUGGAGGCACAUGGAUCAAAGACUCUUGCGACGCCAACGCGCCCGCACGACCAUCGCCACUUGCAGCGGGAGACUAUUUUCAAG